AUGGCACUGCCGCUCUUUCACCCGCCUGCUUUUAUGGCGCUUCUCGGCCAGCAAUACUCUGGGGACUUUGAUGGUGGUCCGGCUUGGUGGACGUCAUUCAACGCCAUUCUGGCACUUUCUCAAAGACGGCGCGUCGAGCAAGGCCUUUCUGAGGAUGCGGAGUUGGCUUGGGCCUACGCGGCAAACGCACUCGACACCGUUCUCGACAUCCUCAUGAGAGCCACGCAGCUCAUGUCGGUUCAAGCUCUGCUGGUACUAGCGUGGUUCUUUCUGGGAACGCCCAACCCGCAGCCCAGCUUCAUGCUGGUUGCCAACGCCAUUCGGCUUGCGCACACCAUUGGGCUACACAGAAAGGAAUGCAACGCGUCGUUGAGCCCUGUUGAAAAGGCAACAAGGGUCAAUGUCUUUUGGCUCGCGUUUUCUCUGGACCGCGAGCUGAGUCUCCGAACCGGCAGGCCUCCUGCGCAAGACUUUGGCGGCUUCGAGGUUGAUCUACCCGAUUCGCUCAUGCAGCAUGAAUUCAGCACCCAUGGUUCCUCACACACUCUGGUCAACGUUUUCAUCGCCUAUUCGCGCCUUGCUGUCAUUCAAGCCAAAAUUUACUCCAAGAUCUAUCUUAGAGAAGGGCUGAAUCCUGACGGUAUUUCAGAUGCCACGCAAGCACUCUACCAGGACUUGGCAGACUGGCGAGUCGAGUUUGCCGCGGCUUUGGACCUUGACGGUCAUCCUGAGCUGAUUGAGCACCCGUCCGUCCUCCGCUUGAACUAUACCUAUCAUCACUGUGUGAUUCUAGUUCAUCGAGCACAAAGCGAACAAGAUUGGAAGUCUUUGGUACGGCCCAAGCCCUCUGAUUCGUCUUCCUCCAGGGUCACAAUGUCUAUCCAAACGUCCGUGGAUGCUGCUAGGGCGAUUCUCAAGCUGGACUUACUCAUCCCAGAAAGCUGGCAGAGCCUGACGUGGGAUGUGAUUCCUAUCAGUGUGACUGCUAUUCUCAUUUUGUCUCAUUACUCUUUGCGUCGAUCCCGCACAAGUAACGCUGCCGAGAACCUCGCAUCAGUCUCAACGGCUCUGCAGCGCCUUGCAUUGCUUGAACGCUCACAGCCUGGUUCGUUUCUGACUCCCGUACGCGAGGUAUGUCAGGACGUGCACAGAGCUGCCCUGGCAGCCUUGGAUUCUUCCGACGACACUUUAUCAGUAUUCCAGACUUCAGCCUCUGAUCGACACCUUACUGCCUCCCACGUCACUCAAGCUCACCGAGAGAGCCCAUCAGAUGCUCUGCAAAACUCGUCUCGAGUGACAUUAUCCACUCUUUCUCCUGCAGUCGAAACGCACCACGAAACACUCUUGAACACGAACAACAACGGGAUCAAUGAAACAGGCUCUUUGCCAUGGGACCAGACAAUCCUCGACUCGUGGGGCGUUCCUUGGGGAUUUGAGCAUCUCUUGGGAGAUAAUUACUUUACGUUUCUCUAA
Colletotrichum orchidophilum is the source of this 1473-nucleotide messenger RNA. Its product is annotated as fungal specific transcription factor. Gene Ontology annotation, biological process: DNA-templated transcription. The coding region runs from base 1 to 1473 and encodes 490 amino acids. Gene Ontology annotation, molecular function: DNA binding; zinc ion binding. The record is from RefSeq and is a predicted model, not a curated record. The transcript has 2 exons. Lineage: Eukaryota; Fungi; Ascomycota; Sordariomycetes; Glomerellales; Glomerellaceae.